CGCCGUGGCACGACGUACGUUCGGAUACUAGUGAUACUUCGAACCGGCACCGGAACUAAAUACUAGUGAAAUACUGAAAAAUACUCUAUUGUUGUUCAGUGAAGUUCGUGAAGGAGUAUUUUAGUGCUUGUGGAAAAAUGAACAUAAUAUGGUGCGUGGUGGGGUUGCUAGCAGUGCUCUGCUCUCCAGCCAGCGGCCACGGUCGCCUCACUGAGCCCCCCUCCCGCGCCACCGCGUGGCGGUUCGGCUUCGACACCCCCCACAACUACAACGACCACGAGCUGUACUGCGGCGGCUUCACGCGGCAGUGGAAGAAGAACGAGGGGAAGUGCGGGGUCUGCGGGGACGCCUGGGACUCCCCCGUGCCCCGCGCCCACGAGCUCGGCGGACGCUUCGGGAAAGGCGUCAUCGUACGAAGAUACGCCCCUCAAGACCCCAUCACAAUCAAAGUUGAACUAACCGCCAAUCAUUACGGCUUCUUCGAAUUCAGAGUCUGCGAGGAACCCAAAGCCACCACCCAGGAAUGCUUAGACAAAAACGUCCUAAAAAUCGACGGGAGAGACGGCACCAAAUACUACCCGCGCGACGGAAAUAAAGUUUACGAGAUGAAGUACCGCUUGCCAGAGGGCCUGGAAUGCGCGCACUGCGUGUUGCAAUGGCGGUAUAUAGCCGGAAAUAACUGGGGUACCUGUGAGAACGGGACCGGGGCAGUGGGUUGCGGGCCGCAGGAGGAAUUCAGAGCUUGCGCGGACAUCGCUAUUGGAGAUCGCUUCGUGACUACUACAAGAAGGCCGAGACCGAGCUACGUGCCGCCUGGCAGACGGCCAACCGUGCCAGUGCCAGAAGAAAGCACGUCCAGCAGCGCGUGGUACGGCGUCGUCGUGGCGGUCGUCGCGCUGCUUGUCGCUGUGUCCGUCCUCGCCGGCUUCUACCUGUACUACUACAGAGGAGGCAUGAGAAUCAAAAGCUUCUUGAAGAAAACCCCCCCGCCCGCGCCUGUCCCGCCCCCGCGACACAAGCGAUCUUCCCUUUCGAGAGAACACCCACCAGAACUGACCACACCUAAAGUAGCCACGAUCUCCGACUCGGGCUUCGAGACAGUAGAUCUCAGAGCGAAGUAGACUUAAAAUUAUUACCUAACACUGCCUUUAAUAGUGAUAUUUUUAGUGUGAGUGACUGUGUGAAUAAGACUAUGGUUCAAAGUGAAUCUGUGAAGAAAUGAGAUUUUGAUACAAUUCUGAUCACUGUCGUGGUUUCCAUGUUUACGUGGAAAUCUGAUGGUUAUUACUGGUUUUAUUAAAACUUGACCAUAAAUACGCCAAUACGACAUACGCCAAUAAAGUACCAUAUGUAUUUCCGUUGCGUUAUAUAUUCUCAGUCUAGGGUUUAAGAAAGUCAUUAAGAAAGGCUUGGUAAUAAUAAAAUAGCUAGGUAAAAGUCACUAAAAAUGUUAAGUGGAAAACACGUACCUAGAAGUUGAUAAAGUCAUAGUAAAUUUUGCCGUAUUUCUGGUCAAGUUAAACCGGUAACAGUAUUAGUGUUCGGUUUUGGACUGACGCCAUGGCAAAGGCUUAUAAAAUCACUUGUUAUUACACAUCAAUGCAGCUUUAGGUAGUCGUUAUAAGAAAUUGACUUGUAUUACUUUUUUCAAAUAUUGACUAAGUUGCGCCUUACGUAUAUGGUCCGAAUAACCCGUAGGUACCUAUUAAUUUUGCUCUUUUUAUUGAUCAACUCGUUUCGCUUGUCUGUUGUUAAAGUUGUAGUUGUAACAUAAAGACAUUUUACGUUCUUAUGCUCUUAGAAUUAGAGUCUAAGUUCAUUAAUCAAUAAGAAUGCAAUGACUAUACUAAAUGUUCGAUCGAGUAUAAGUAGUUUAAUAUAAAAACUGUGCCAACAAUGCAGCUGACCUUAUAUAGAUCAAGUGUUUUUAAAGCCUGCGCCACGGAGGCUAAAGUACUUGAUGUUAUGUUAAGUAAGUAUAGUUUUAAUUAGCUGACCUAAUUCAAUUUUUGUAAAUUAUAUUUAUGUUGUUAAAUUAAAUGAAUUUGGGUAU
Messenger RNA from Cydia fagiglandana, 2053 nucleotides. RefSeq lists its product as uncharacterized. The transcript is spliced from 2 exons. NCBI's taxonomy places the organism in Eukaryota, Metazoa, Arthropoda, Insecta, Lepidoptera, Tortricidae. Bases 138 to 1121 code for a protein of 327 amino acids. The record is from RefSeq and is a predicted model, not a curated record.